Messenger RNA from Talaromyces amestolkiae, 948 nucleotides. RefSeq lists its product as uncharacterized. Gene Ontology annotation, biological process: double-strand break repair via homologous recombination; DNA strand invasion. NCBI's taxonomy places the organism in Eukaryota, Fungi, Ascomycota, Eurotiomycetes, Eurotiales, Trichocomaceae. Bases 1 to 948 code for a protein of 315 amino acids. Gene Ontology annotation, cellular component: Rad51B-Rad51C-Rad51D-XRCC2 complex; centrosome; replication fork. Gene Ontology annotation, molecular function: four-way junction DNA binding. The record is from RefSeq and is a predicted model, not a curated record. The transcript has a single exon.
AUGAGCGUUUUGCCGGCUGUAUUCAAUGGACACAAACUCGAUGGUCGAGGUGGUGCCGUUGUGCUACUUGACACGGAUGGGCGAGUUGAUGUUCAGAGGCUCUACACUAUUAUCGAAGGUGUCAUUCGACACGCUCUAGAAGGCGGUGAUAUGUCUUCUACCGAAGCCACAAACGAGACGGUAGCAGCACUAAUUCGCGACAGCAUGCAAUACAUCCACAUCUUCCGGCCGCACACCUCUUCCUCUCUACUCUCAACGCUCCGAUCACUUUCCACCUACCUUCUCAACCACCUCAGGCCUGCCGGUCGGUCGAGGGCAUUACACGGCAUAUUCAUCGACAGCCUAAGCGCAUUCUACUGGGCCGACCGUCUGCGCGACGAAGUCGCUCGAACCAGCGAAAUCGGCCUCCCCGCCAACGACAUUCAACAGGCGCGCGAACAGCAGACAUCUUUCUAUAUGAGUGUACUCUAUGCUGAGAUUGCGGCAGAGUUGAGGCGGUUGCAGGGCUUAUUUGGAUGUGGGAUUGUGUAUACGACUUGGGGGAUUACACCGCGCUCUUCGUCUUCGUUUUCUUCAUCUUCUCUGGCUUUGGAAGGAGGAGGAGGAGCGGGAGGAGUACGGCCAUCACCCCCGACAUUCAAACCCCAUCUUCCGGCGCCGUGGAACUCGACGUUCCCAGACCUGAGGCUUGUGGUUCAGCGCGAUCAUGUGCGCACGUAUCCAGGUAGUGCUACGAUGGGUGACUGGGAGCGGGAUGCGCCAAUGCGGCAGUCUGUGGUGCGCAAGGGCAAGUUUUCAGCUUGGGUGGAUACGAGCUCCAUCACUGCUUGGGAUGGUGGUGAGGUUGUGUUGGCUGCGUUAAGGCGAAUGCCGGACAAUGGCGGGKUUCCGUUUUKGGKCAAGGAGGACGGGGKUUUUAUGGAUGAUUUGAUGGAUGAUAUCAAUUAG